Molecule: messenger RNA, 2574 nt
Organism: Lucilia sericata (common green bottle fly)
Lineage: Eukaryota; Metazoa; Arthropoda; Insecta; Diptera; Calliphoridae
Product: bromodomain-containing protein DDB_G0270170
Exons: 6
Coding region: 898-2262 (454 amino acids)
Source: RefSeq, a predicted model, not a curated record
UUAAAAAAUUGUGUCAACUAAUUUUGAAAUUGAUUUUUUGUCAAUUGCUUUCCAUUUAUUAUAAACAAAUAUUGAAUUUAAUUGAAGUCAUAAAUAAAUUUGCCGUGUCUACAUUUUCCCUGUUUAUAUUUGUAUGGUUUUAUAGAAAAAGAAGCCAAAUAUAAUUAAAUAACAAACCGCGUUUAUAAAUACAUAAAAAAUUUUUUUUACCGCAACAGCUGCUACAGUUUCCAUUUCACCUUUUAUGCUACAAAAAAUAAAAGAAGGAAGAAGAUUUCAAAGUUUACAUAAAAUAUUAAACCAUGUUUUGAAUUGAAACCAACGAAAUAAAUAACAACUAUUUAAAAUAAAACAAGCUCUGAAUAGUAUAAUUAUAAGUGUUGUCAUCUGCUGUAUUUAUUGGAUUUGUUAAUUUUUUAAAGAAACUCGUAAUAAAAACAGAAAUAAAGUGAGUCAUCAUUGCAAAAAUAUAGAUGUAUAAUAAAUAAAAAUUUGGAAGAAAACAAACGAACAAACAAGCCAAAAAACAAAAGAAAAAACACGAUUUGAUAUUGGCCGAUCUCACGUAAAUACAUUUUUAUAUAUGUAUUGACGCGUAAGCUAAGACCCACACAAGUCUUUAAAAAAAUAAUAACGUUAGUUCGAACUCACUCUCCCAGAAUAAUUUUGCAUAACUACCGCUACCUACAAUCGUACUCAAUACAAUUAGUCACUCAUUCUCCAAUCACACAAACAGUUGAUUUGAUUUUUGCCAUCUACUACAUCAGCUCAAGACUUCCUCCCAUCUCAAGUGUCAAACUACAAGUACGAGAUAGAGCAGAAACAGCAGAAAAUAAACAAUACUCUUAUAAACUUCGUCGUCAGUAAAGCAGUAAUCAUUUACAUACAAAUUUGGCGAUGGCGUCACAAGGUGUAACAGCCAACUCACGACUGGCUGAAAUGCAGAUGAAAUUCCAAAAGAAACAAAUGUUGGAACGCGAGCAAAAGAAACUGGCAUUGACGGUCGGUGACAUUUCUCAAGCAUCGAAAACAACCAUUGGUAACGGGAAGGUUCGUCAAAUGUUUGAUGACCGUCGACGUGGUGUUGGUAUAGAUCGUAGUCAUCCUCUGCGACCAAUUGCGACAUCCACUACUUCGUCUUUAACAACUAGAAAUCUAACACAACAGCCAGCUACCAAUAAACGUCCAGUUGGUGGAGCAAAUGUUUCCAGACGUGUAAUAACGAAUAGCACAUUGAUGCAAAGUACAACAUCUUCUACAUACGGCGAAAAAAAUGUGUCCAAUGGCAAUAGCAAUAUAUUCAAUAACAAUCUCGAUGAACUUGACAACAUUGACAACGAAACAUUUCCUAAGGAAUUUUCAUCGCUGAGUUUAAAUAACACGCAUAUAAUGGGUUCACAUGUUGCAAGUGAUCGAGAUUUUGAUAAUAAUAGUAAUGAAGAAAACAAUGUUUUAGGCGGUACUGUUGUAAUCAGUAAGAGAACAAAUCCAACGACAAAUGGUAUUAAACUGAAUCCUGUGAUUACCAAGAAAUCACCGAUUACAACGGCUACUAAAACGACAAGCAGAACACCGAGUACUAGCAGUAGAGUAUCAACACUUUCCAAAACUACACCCAACUCUUUAAAAUCGCCAUUAGUGAAAUCACCAACAACACCAUCAUCAACAGCUAAAAGUAUUAAGACAACGGUAAACAAAACGAACAGCACUAAACCAGCAACAUUCAUAUUGUCGGUUAAACCGCCACCCAGAAUAAGUACUCCUCCACCAGGUAUGGCGGCCUGUCAGUAUUGUCAACGUAACUUCAAUGAGGAUCGUUUGGCUAAACAUGAGGAUGUUUGUAAAAAGAUGACGACUAAAAAACGUAAAAUAUUUGAUGCUUCCAAACAUCGGGUCAAGGGUACCGAAGCAGAGAAAUAUAUAAAAAAAGGUAAAGUUUCAAGCACGAGCGGUCCAAAAACUGUAACGGCUGCAAUUAAAAAGACUCAAGAACCAACCAACUCUGGAGAAAAGAAGAGCAGUUGGCGAAAAAAGCAUGAAGAGUUUAUAGCAGCCAUAAGAGAAGCCAAGAAGGUUCAAGCUUACCUAGCCAAAGGAGGAAAAUUAAGUGAUUUACCACCGCCUCCGCCGUCUGAAAAUCCCGAUUACAUACAAUGUCCUCACUGUAGUAGACGUUUUAAUCAAGCGGCAGCAGAACGUCACAUCCCCAAGUGCGCCAAUAUGCAGCAUAAUAAGCCGAAACCCGUAAGAAAGCGUGUUUAACAUAUUAAUAGGCAAAAUAAGAUAAAGGGAUAUGUAAAGUUUUGGACUUGCAAUGUUGAAUGAUGUUUGGUCCAAACUAAUAAAAAGUUUUUAUCAAUCCUUGACAAAAUGUCGUUGAGGAUUUAAUCAUUUUCUACUUUUAUAUUCUUAUAACAAUAAUAUUAGUUUGUUUUUUAUUUUACUAAUAAUUAAUGCUUAUGCGUAAAAAAUAAUGCGUAAUUUACUCCUAAACAUGUGAUAAAUUAUUUUUGUAAAACGAUUUCUCAUUUUCGUUUCAAAAAUGAAUUAAUUUGAAUAAAUGAAAUUAAAUAU